CUAUGCAAGAUCCCAGGGGGGAGCCGGAACACCUGUGCAAGACUGAAGGGGAGGAGCCGGAACACCAGUGCAAGACUGAAGGGGAGGAGCCGGAACACCUGUGCAAGACUGAAGGGGAGGAGCCGGAACACCUGUGCAAGACUGAAGGGGAGGAGCCGGAACACCUGUGCAAGACUGAAGGGGAGGAGCCGGAACACCUGUGCAAGACUGAAGGGGAGGAGCCGGAACACCUGUGCAAGACUGAAGGGGAGGAGCCGGAACACCAGUGCAAGACUGAAGGGGAGGAGCCGGAACACCUGUGCAAGACUGAAGGGGAGGAGCCGGAACACCUGUGCAAGACUGAAGGGGAGGAGCCGGAACACCUGUGCAAGACUGAAGGGGAGGAGCCGGAACACCUGUGCAAGACUGAAGGGGAGGAGCCGGAACACCUGUGCAAGACUGAAGGGGAGGAGCCGGAACACCAGUGCAAGACUGAAGGGGAGGAGCCGGAACACCUGUGCAACACUGAAGGGGAGGAGCCGGUACACCUGUGCAAGACUGAAGGGGAGGAGCCGGAACACCUGUGCAAGACU
Molecule: messenger RNA, 572 nt
Organism: Staurois parvus
Lineage: Eukaryota; Metazoa; Chordata; Amphibia; Anura; Ranidae
Source: the annotation of a GenBank genome assembly